Messenger RNA from Monopterus albus (swamp eel), 4812 nucleotides. RefSeq names its product acyl-CoA synthetase long chain family member 3b (gene acsl3b). Gene Ontology annotation, cellular component: lipid droplet; plasma membrane; endoplasmic reticulum. Bases 338 to 2473 code for a protein of 711 amino acids. Lineage: Eukaryota; Metazoa; Chordata; Actinopteri; Synbranchiformes; Synbranchidae. Gene Ontology annotation, molecular function: long-chain fatty acid-CoA ligase activity. The transcript has 15 exons. Gene Ontology annotation, biological process: long-chain fatty acid metabolic process; neuron differentiation; long-chain fatty-acyl-CoA metabolic process. The record is from RefSeq and is a predicted model, not a curated record.
UUCUAUGGUUUCCGGUCUGGUCGCAGUAGACCGUGAUCCUCAUAUAUACAAUUUUACUUAAAUUUGUAUUAUACUCAUAACAAACUUACAGUUGUGAUUUAUAACCAGAUACGUCGUGUUGAUAUACUAUAGCAAUAUGAUGUCGAAGCUUUGGUUACAAGGAUACAUAUAUGUGGUCUAGUCCCGAAGUGGCUCCGGCGUAACCGGCUGAGAAUAGAGGUUCAUUUGACUUCCUGCAAAAAAGAGGCGCUGCCUACAACCAUUAAUCUCUGCAGCAAAUCAAAAUACUUUACAGAGCAGUGACAGGUGCAGUGUGCUACUAACUUCAUCCUUAAAGAUGAAGUUGAAGGAGGAUAUAAACCCCCUGCUGUUGCAGGUUUUUCGCUCUGUGGUCUGGGUCUACUCCACCAUCACCUUCAUACCCUGGUACUUCUUCUCUGGAGCUAGCACCACCUUGGAAUGGGCAUGUCGGAUCAAGGCACGCUCGGUUAGCGGACACCCAGCAGGGCCUUACAGGGCUAUCAACAGCCAAGAGAAGCUGGCAACAUGGCUGCACCCUGGCGUGGACACCCUGGACAAAAUGUUUGAACAUGCUGCUAGGAAAUUUCCCCAGAGAGACUGUCUGGGCACCAGGGAGGUGCUCAGUGAGGAGGAUGAGCUCCAGCCUAAUGGCAAGGUCUUCAAGAAGGUAAUUCUAGGGAACUAUAACUGGCUGACAUACGAGGACGUUUACCAGAUAGCGAAAUGUUUUGGCAGUGGCCUGGCAGCUCUUGGCCAGAAACCUAAAUGUAACAUUGCACUCUUCUGUGAGACUAGAGCGGAGUGGAUUGUGGUAUCACAAGCCUGCUUCAUGUACAAUUUUCGACUGGUGACUUUGUACUCCACUCUCGGAUUCACGGCCAUUGCACAUGGCCUGAACGAGACAGAGGUCACACACAUCAUCACGAGUAACGACCUGCUUCAGAACCGUCUCAAGGACAUACUGUGCAGCGUGCCGAGGCUGCAGUAUAUCAUCGUCGUGGACAGUAAACCUGCAAACUGCCCAGAGCUCCCAAGAGGCAUCAUGGUCUACAGCAUGGAUGCUGUGAAGGAGAUGGGAUCCAAGCCUGACAACAUAGCAGUUGACCGCAGACAGCCCGAGUCCUCAGACAUCGCCGUCAUCAUGUACACGAGCGGCUCCACAGGCAUCCCCAAGGGUGUCAUGAUCUCCCAUGGCAACAUCAUUGCUGGCAUUACUGGCAUGGCCGAGCGAAUCCCUAACCUCAAUGAAACAGACACCUACAUCGGCUACCUGCCUCUGGCCCAUGUUUUAGAGCUCAGUGCUGAACUAGUGUGCGUCGCUCAUGGCUGUCGCAUUGGCUACUCCUCCCCUCAGACCCUGGCCGACCAGUCCACCAAGAUAAAGAAGGGCAGUAAAGGGGAUACCAGUGUGCUGAAACCUACUCUUAUGGCUACUGUACCAGAGAUCAUGGAUCGGAUUUACAAGAAUGUGAUGACCAAAGUGGAGGAAAUGAGCAAAUUCCAGAAGACGCUCUUUGUGCUGGCUUACAACUAUAAAAUGGAGCAGGUCUCCAAGGGCUACAACACACCUCUUUGUGACAGGCUGGUGUUUAAGCGGGUGCGUGCGCUCUUGGGAGGGAACAUAAGGGUGCUGCUUUCUGGCGGAGCUCCCCUCUCGACCGCCACGCAACGCUUUAUGAACAUCUGUCUGUGCUGCCCUGUGGGGCAGGGCUACGGCCUGACAGAGACCUGUGGAGCUGGCACCAUCAGUGAGGUUUGGGACUACAGCACAGGACGGGUCGGUGCUCCACUGAUUUGUUCAGAGUUCACACUGAAGGACUGGGAAGAAGGUGGUUACUACAGCACAGACAAGCCCAAGCCACGAGGAGAAAUUUUGAUCGGCGGGCCCAAUGUAACAAUGGGUUACUACAAAAGCGAAGCCAAGAACAGCGAGGAUUUUUUUGUUGAUGAGAACGGCCAGAGAUGGUUCUGCACUGGUGAUAUUGGAGAGUUCGACCCUGACGGAUGCCUCAAGAUCAUUGAUCGUAAGAAGGACCUGGUGAAGUUGCAGGCAGGCGAGUAUGUCUCCCUAGGAAAAGUGGAGACUGUUCUGAAGAACUGCCCUCUCGUUGACAACAUCUGUGCCUAUGCCAGCAGUGACCAGUCAUAUGUGAUCAGCUUUGUGGUGCCUAACCACAAGCAGCUAAUGGCGAUGGUGAAACAGAUGCAAGUGAACGGCACAUUGGAGGAAAUUUGCAAUAACCCCCAGGUGGAAAAAGAAGUCCUGCGCAUCAUUACUGAGGUUGCUUUCUCAGCAAAACUAGAGCGAUUUGAGAUCCCCAAGAAGAUUCGGCUGAGCGCUGAGCCUUGGACGCCUGAGACCGGUUUGGUCACUGAUGCAUUCAAACUGAAACGCAAGGAGCUCAAAACACACUACCAGGAAGACAUUGAGAGGAUGUACGGGUUAAAAUAGCAUGCAGACAUACUCCAAACAACAAGUAAACAGAAAAAAAUCUCGUGAAUCCUUGAAGCUUAAGGCUUUCUGUUCAGACGAAAAGGCUGAAGGUCCCUCACAUCUGAACCAGCCAGACCCGCACAGUGCCACACACUCACCCGCUUCAUAUUGAGUUGCUAUGGCAACACAGCAGCACAUGAAGUUGGACGUCUCCAUGAGUCAAACUGAAACAAAAUGAAUCCAGAUCAACGUCAGUGCACCCUCCCUGUUGCUUCUCUUUCUCCAUUGCUGGACUUGCAGAUAUGUGGCAGGGAAGACAGGGUAGCAUGAGCCAGAUAGAGGGAUCCUUCCUGUACUUUAAGCAUCAGUCAGGUUGGAAUCUUUACAGGGAUUUCCAUUAUCUUAAAUUUUUUAUGUUUUCUCCAUGUUUGGUUUGACGGUUUUGAAAUCCACUUAGUGAUUAUUUUUUUGUGUGUGAGGAAUCGGUGUUGCAAAGUCAAGAGAGAUUGAACAUUAGGAUGUUUUAAAGUAUUUUUUUUCUUAAUGGUAUUGUAUGGUAUUAUUCUGAGGGGUUUAAUAUUUUUUAUCUUCUUGUUUUUUAUUGCCAUUUUGUUUAUGCUAAUCUUUUUUUUUCCCCCCCUUAUUUGUCCGUGCCCCAAAGUCCGUACACUCACGUGCAUUUACAGGUUUGACCAAUGCAAAGAUUCCAGUCUUCAGUCUCCAGCUUUUGACCUUUGCAGCAGGUUCAAACUUAAAUAGGAAAAUACAUCCAUUGGGACUUUUUCCAUCCAUGCUUUUUGUCUCAAACUUAAUUUUUCUCUAUAUUUGUAUGCCUCUCAGCCUGUCUUAUUGGCUGUUUGGUUGGUUCACUGACCUGCAGUAGCCCUGCCACAUAUUCCCCUGGUCAAUGCACCAUGCGGAUGUUUCCAAGUGAACUUAGCCUACUGUAGACAAAUACUGUAGCUAGACUAGCUAGCCCUUCUUUGGUUGCUUGGUGGAUAUUAUCCUUUUUGCCAUGGGUUUAGUUACUGUUACUUUAUAUUUGUAUGAAUAUUAAAUACAAAAUGAAUGUGCAAUAUUUAUACACAAAUUUAAAGUAUUCAGGAAGUCUAACAUACAAAGCAGUCCUUUCAUAGUGUAGAAAUGUGUAGCCUAGUAGGAGAAAAGAAAUGGGAAGUAGGACUAGAGAUGAAGAUGGUAAAAAGACACUGAACUGGAAGUCCAGAUGUGCUGUAGCCCAUCUGAACAUACUGUGUUGAAAGACGGUAAAAUAAAAAUUGUAUAUUUGACAUUGUAGAAAUAGUAUGAUAAAAAGCACCAGAAUAUACAGUAUGUUUGAGCGUGAAAUGGUAGAAUCGCACUCCAAUCGAACAACUGAAGAAAUUCCUUAUGAAUACACUCCUUAUUUAAUUGUGUCACUUGACUUCAUAGUGUAGAUAACAUUUCUGUAUCUCCAGAUUGUUUUAUGUGUAUAAUACUGUAUGUGAAAUAUAUAUAAAGAGGGUCUUGGAUUCUGUCAACUGCCAUUUAUUUGAAUCGGUGUAACAUACACAUUAAUUAACACAGGUUUCCGUACCGGUGGUGAUAUUCUCCGGUUAGGGCCAGUAGGACUUGCGCUCGUGCUUCAGUAUUUUUUCUUCUUCUGUUUCUGGGUGGAAGAUUAAGCAUUUGGUCAGCGGUCCUUUGUGAGGGCAACAUCUUUCUCGUAGCUGCUUUCUCUGACUGCCAAACCUGCUUUGCUUGUACUGAAGACAUAGCAUUAGGAAAUGUACAGUCAGGUACUCCAAUAACUUCACUUAUCACGUGUGUUAUCUUAACAGAGAAGGGUUAUUUUAGCAUGUAGACCUUUUAUUUUUUUUAAUAGAACGUCUUUCUCCUGAUAUUUCAGUGAAGUCAGUAACUUGCCCUGCGGUUUGCUGCUUGACCCCUGCCUGACAAGACAUGGUUAUUUGCCUUCUGACACACCUGAGCUGUUUCAGGGGUCUUAGGAAUGUGAAGCUCUCCCUGUGUUCUGUUGAUAGCACACAUGGCACAUCUUACUAACAAUGCUCACUUGAACUAACGACAAGGUAAAGGUAGUGGAUGGUGCAGAAAUUAAUUUUGAAUUUCACCACUCCUGUUGUUGUAAAUAUGUUGGGGGCAGGGGGUUCCCACAGAUCAAAGUUCAUUAAAACUACCAAUAACUGUACAGAUGUAAAACCUCUUGUUAAUAUAUUUAUCUGUUAGUGAUUGGUUUUUGGGGUCUCUUCCUUGUCCUUUGUGUUGAAUUGGGCCCUGGGAGCCAGGCUGCAUCUCUAUAUUUAUUUGUGAUUUGGCCUUGACAGUUAUGUAAUGAAAUAAAAAGGCUUGUGUUGUAA